Prorocentrum cordatum is the source of this 561-nucleotide messenger RNA. The record is from the annotation of a GenBank genome assembly. NCBI's taxonomy places the organism in Eukaryota, Dinophyceae, Prorocentrales, Prorocentraceae.
AUGCCUGGCAAAUUGAUCAAGGACCACGGAUGUCCUAGCGAAGGCCCUCCAGAACCACGGCAAGGAGGGCGGAUCACGCGAUUGGAUUCACAUCGCUGGCAUGCGCUACCAGGCGCAGUGGUCGGAUUUCAACAUGUCCUGGGCCCUGCAGCGGGCCGAGGUGAACCUCGAGGAGCCCACGUGGCGCCUCAGCGACCCAUCCGCCAGUCGGGCGGGGCGCGCCCUGGCGCUGGCGCCGUGGUGGAUCCAGAAGGGCGUGACGCCCGAGGGGCCGCCGAAGGAGACCAAGACAUGUUUACGACCGUGACCUUCUCCGAGGAGCAGCAGGCGCAGUUCGGCGUCGACGAGGACGGAUACGUCCAAGACCUGGCCAAGUUCGACGCCGCCACCGCCGACUUGCCACCGCAGCCGAUGCAGAACCAGGGCGGGUCCUGGCACCCGCUAGACAACGAGACCACCUAUGGCGUCAUCGUGAACAGGUGGUUGCUGGACGGCGGGGGCGGCUUCGAUACUAUGCUGUCGGACAUUCCGUACAAGGUGGUCGGCACCGCGCGCGGCGAG